ACGACGACACUCGUCGCAAAAAUUUGUGACUGUUGUCACAAACCGUUUGACUUCGUACAUUAACUUUAUCAAUUCACACUUUACUUACUUACGUACCUACUUAAAAAUAGUCUCCUCCAAUUUGUCACGUGAUAGUACAUACUACACGCCUGCGCCAGUUGCAGCUCUUUCGCGGCGAACAAGAUGUCGGUGCGGUACGAAAAAGACGGUGAGAAUAAAGGGGAGAGCUACCGCGUUGCGGUGCAAACCGAAGUUCCUGAUGAUGGCAGGAAGGCGGAUGGCACCCCGCAUCCCCACAAGAAACCCAAGAAGGGAAAGAAGCACAAGAAGAAAGAUCUGGAUGAGCUGAAGAAGGAAUUGGAAAUGGAUGAGCACAAGAUUUCCGUUGAUGAACUGUUUGCCAGGCUUGGUACACAUCCGGAUACCGGUUUGACGAAAGCUCGCGCAGCGGAAAUCUUGGCUCGGGAUGGGCCCAAUUCCCUCACCCCACCCAAGACCACUCCGGAGUGGAUCAAAUUCUGCAAGCAGAUGUUUGGUGGCUUUGCCACACUACUGUGGACUGGUUCGCUCAUGUGCUUCAUUGCAUAUGGAGUUGAGGCGGCAGUCUACGACGAACCCAACAAGGACUAUUUGUACCUGGGAAUAGUGUUAGCAGCCGUGGUCAUCAUCACAGGCUGCUUCUCCUACUAUCAGGAAGCCAAGAGCUCUAGGAUCAUGGAAAGUUUUAAACACAUGGUACCCCAGGAAGCAUUAGUGUUUCGUGAUGGUGAGUGGGUCUCGUUAGAUGCUACCCAAGUCGUCGUGGGGGACAUUGUGGAAGUGCGUGGUGGUGACAGGAUACCAGCGGACAUCAGGGUCUUUGAAGCAAGAAGUUUCAAGGUGGAUAAUUCCUCUUUAACUGGAGAGUCCGAGCCACAGAGCCGUUCUCCUGACUUUACCAACGAAAACCCUCUAGAGACCAGAAAUAUCGCUUUCUUUUCAACCAACGCUGUGGAAGGCACGGCCAGGGGCGUGGUCAUCCAGUGUGGCGACCGCACUGUCAUGGGCCGUAUUGCCAACCUGGCCUCAGGACUGGACACGGGCAAGACCCCCAUUGCCAAGGAACUGGAGCACUUCAUUCAUAUCAUCACUGCGGUGGCCGUCUUCCUUGGUGUGACCUUCUUCAUUCUGUCCUUCCCUCUGGGCUACAUCUUGCUGGAGGCCGUUGUCUUCCUAAUUGGUAUCAUUGUGGCUAACGUGCCAGAGGGUCUGCUGGCUACUGUCACCGUGUGUCUGACGCUGACCGCCAAGCGUAUGGCCAGUAAGAACUGUUUGGUCAAGAACCUGGAGGCCGUGGAGACCCUGGGCAGUACCUCCACCAUCUGCUCGGACAAGACUGGCACCCUGACCCAGAACAGGAUGACAGUGGCCCAUAUGUGGUUCGACAACACCAUCGUGGAGGCUGACACCACCGAGGACCAGUCUGGUGAUACCCUGGACAAAAGCGCUCCAAGCUGGAAGGCUCUUUCCCGUAUUGCUUGCCUGUGCAACAGGUCCGAGUUCAAGGCAGGUCAAGAUGAAGUCCCUAUUCUGAAGAGGGAGACCACAGGUGAUGCGUCCGAGUCGGCCUUGGUGAAGUGCGUAGAGUUGGCCAUGGGCAGUGUGGCGGAUUUCCGUAACCGCAACAAGAAGCUGGCCGAGAUCCCUUUCAACUCCACCAACAAAUACCAGGUUUCGGUGCACGAGUGCGAAGAGGACAGCCGCUAUCUCUUGGUCAUGAAGGGUGCCCCUGAACGCAUCUUGGACCGUUGCACCACCAUCAUGAUCAAAGGGGAGGAGCAGCCUUUGGGAGAGGACAUGAAGGUGGCCUUCAACAAUGCCUACCUGGAGCUGGGCGGUCUCGGCGAACGUGUGCUCGGAUUCUGUCAUUACUUCCUGCCAGAGAAGGAGUUCCCACGAGGCUUCCAGUUUGACGCCGACGAUACCAACUUCCCCCUGGAGGGCCUGUGCUUCGUGGGGCUCAUGUCCAUGAUUGACCCACCGCGGGCCGCUGUGCCGGACGCUGUGGGCAAGUGCCGCAGUGCUGGAAUCAAGGUCAUCAUGGUUACCGGUGACCAUCCAAUCACGGCCAAGGCCAUUGCCAAGGGUGUGGGCAUCAUCUCCGAGGGCAACGAAACAGUGGAGGACAUCGCUGAGCGCCUUGGGAUCGACGUCUCCCAAGUCAACAAAGACGAUGCCAAGGUAGGGACUGUAAAUCCCACGGAAUCGGGUGUUGCCAUGGGUAUUGCCGGAUCCGAUGUGAGCAAGCAAGCCGCUGACAUGAUCUUGCUGGAUGAUAACUUUGCCUCUAUCGUGACUGGCGUGGAGGAAGGCCGUCUGAUCUUUGACAACCUUAAGAAGUCCAUCGCCUACACCCUGACCAGCAACAUCCCUGAAAUCUCGCCCUUUCUAGUCUUCAUCCUGGCGCAGAUACCCCUCCCCCUGGGAACGGUCACCAUUCUCUGCAUCGAUCUGGGCACUGACUUGAUCCCUGCGAUUUCCCUUGCCUACGAAGAGGCGGAAAGUGACAUCAUGAAGCGUCAGCCUCGUGACCCUAUUAAUGACAAGCUGGUGAAUGACAGGUUGAUCAGCAUGUCCUACGGCCAGAUCGGCAUGAUGCAGGCCUCGGGCGGGUUCUUCACCUACUUUGUCAUCAUGGCUGAGAACGGCUUCCUGCCCUACACGCUGUUUGACCUACGGCGUGACUGGGACAACAAAGGCAUGAACAAUGUGGUGGACUCCUACGGGCAAGAGUGGACUUACAAUCAGCGCAAGGUGCUGGAAUACACUUGCCACACCGCCUUCUUUGUCAGCAUCGUGGUGGUGCAGUGGGCUGAUCUGAUCAUCUGCAAGACCAGACGGAACUCCCUCAUCCACCAGGGAAUGAGCAACUGGGUGCUGAAUUUUGGUCUGGUGUUUGAGACGGCUCUGGCUGCAUUCCUUUCCUACACACCAGGUCUGGAGAACGGACUCCGCAUGUAUCCACUCAGGAUUGGAUGGUGGUUUUCAGCCUUGCCCUUCAGUAUUCUCAUCUUCGUCUACGAUGAGUGCCGCCGGUUCCUCCUGCGUCGCAACCCGGGCGGAUGGAUCGAGAAGGAGACCUACUAUUAAAGCACCUCGCCCUGCACGGCCCUCUGGCCGCCUGUUGACACCUGCGUGCGCUCGGAGUCGGCCGGUGCGUCCGGUGUUUAUUUUAAUUAGCAAGAUGGGGACGUGUACCACUUAUGACAGAAUUGCGGCAAUGCAGGAGUACCAGGGACGUUGCCGUGCGUACUUAAAAAGAAAAAAGGAUCCAUUGGAAUAACAACGGGAAAUAUUGCACCACAAGGUAGAUCCUACCGCAGUAGCGAUUGACCACGUAAGAGUUUCUUAGAAGUAAGGACACAUAUUGGGCACUGUUGCUGCCUGGUUUUUAUUUCAACAAUAAAUUGAACAGUGUGUAUAAAUUAAUGGUGAAUAUUUGACAAUACAAGUUAGUCACCACGUUUAGCGUAGCUCAAGGACCAAGGACUUAGGCGGCGUUAUUGGCGCAGUAGUUCGGGAAACGCGUUGUCUGUGAUCAGCAACAUGUUCAGUCAAGGAAGGGACAUCUGAUUUUUUUUUUUUGUACAGAAAAAUAGUUUCUUUUAUCCUGACGUUUAUCUUUCUUAAGUCGUAAUUACAGUUGGGUUCUUUGGAGUAUUCUUAAACCUUUCCUUCAAAUUGUCACUGCUCGUACCCCUAGGCUUUGAUGCACAUGAAUGUAAACAUUCGGACAGCAAAAGCAUCACUGAAGAAUUGGGCCGGAUGUAACACAGUGCCAGAUAUUUUGAGGAGGAACUGUAAACAUCUCGUUACAUUGUCUUAAAUGUCGCAAGUGGAAUAUUCGCCGUCUAAGCCUUGGGCAUUUUACUCCGAGGGAGGCUCACUUACCUGCCCCUUUUAACUUGUAAAGCAACAUUUUUUACCCAGAAGAAUUCUUAAUCAUCUCGCAUUUUGUGGCAGUUCUCGGAACUCACUGCCAAGUAACAUUCCUAAAACGUUUCAACCACUCCUCCCCUACUACAGAUUUGCUUAGAUUUCCAGGAAACUGGCAGUGAAAAUUCACACAUGUGCGCUUUUGAUGGCUCCCUUCAAGUUUUUUCUGAGGAGUUAAACUUUUCUUAGAUGCAAAAGACUACAGAAACUUGGAUUUUAAAACUUUCGUAAGCGGCAAAAUGAAUAACCUGUGAAAUCCACUGUGCCCCUGUAAGACAGUACACCUCUUCAUCGUGAGAGUAUCCACAUCAUCCUGCCCACACCUCACUAGUUGGAAGCAUUCAAGCUAGCUCGCGAGUGCACCAGUUCACUGUGGCCGGUUCAUUGUACAAAGGUGUUGAUAUGAUAUAUAAAAAAAAACAGAUGUAUAGCACACAAGUAACCAAAGUAACGAGUGUAAUUUCUUGGCUACUGGUAGUAUUUUUAAGUGAUAAUGCGCACACUUGUAUGCAAGAUUUUUCUUGUUUUGGCUUUCAAAAGUUUGUCAUUUACCUUUUUCCUCGUCAGAGAGACUUUCCGUUAGGUCACGGGUUUGACCUUCCGGACAUGUUAGGACUUACUAUUUUUAGCCACUGCACUGUAAUGAAUAAAAGUCCAAACCCAACCGCACGGGUUGUGGCUGUUGAUGACGGCAUUUGAGUCAACGUGAGGGUAAACUUUCACCUCGCUCCAACCUCAGAUGAGUUUCACAGCACCUGAAAGAAAGGGUAAUAGUCUCAAGAUCAAUGACCUCCUUGACUGGUACCCCAACACCGACUGCCGGUGUCCCUAUUCGGCAGCCCCUUAUCCACAUACAAGUAACCGGUUCGCUGUAGUGUUUCUUUGUGUGCAUAUCCCCAGUUUAAGUAAUCUUCUUGAGUCUACAAUUUUUUAACGGCCGUUUCCAACUUGAAAACGUCUUGUUCUCGUCCUUAUUUUUAUCCACUUUUGCAACCUGGUGUUAAAUGAGUAUUGAUGUUGUAUUGCAAUAUGCUUGUUCGUAUAUACAAUUUGAUAUGAAACCACUGAAGAUGAACAGAUGUUAUAUAUUCAUAGACAAUAAAUUAAUGUACAAAUACAAAUGUUCUCUAGAAAACAGAAAAAAAAUUGUUGAGCAUUUACAACUGUCGGUUAAUUUGUACAUGGAAUUGUAAAAGUGAUUAGCUAGCAUGUUAAAAUUAUGAAAAGCGUAAAAUAGGAUCUAAGUUUUUCUAAGUGUUACUAAAAAAUGUUGAUCCUCACCCCGAAAAAAAAUAUUAAUUGUUGAAUUUAGAAGGUAGCAUCCUCAAAGUUUUUGACAAUUGUGAAUUCCUUGCUUAGCUUUCAGGUUUGGAAGUAUGGAUUUAAUUAGUAAAAGAAACUUCAUUUCUUUUAGCAUUGUAUGUUUCUUCUGUUAAAAGUGUUCACAUUUACUUUUUUAAGUUGAAGAAUGUUCGAAACGGCCAGAACUCCACGGUUUGAAACAGUUAUUAGGCAGGACAUUACAGAUGCCAGAAAAUAUGAAACACCUAUUUGAAAUUAUGUACAAUAUCAUCUCCGUCUUCAAGUUAAAACGUAUCAAUCAUGUAGCCUGCUUAGUGUUUUACUUGUGUACAUUUAUCACUAAAACUUUUUUUUUCUUCUGCUUAUAUAUCCUCAUACUUUUACUGUAGGUUGUUCACAACAUGCCCUCCGAUUAUCCUGAAUGUUAUCUUCUCACUGGGUCCCAUGCGUGGCACUGUUUGAUUUAAAUUAAGAGGGUUUUUUGUGAGUAACACAAAAUGAAAUAAUGACUUAAAUCACAGGUUCAUUGCGCCAAGUUGGUAUUUAUCUUUUGUUCUGGGUUGUUCACCUCUUUCCCAGUGGUCUCCGUCUUGGCUAGUGUUCUCAAAAAUACGGUACCUGGACUUGAGGUUGCUGGUUUUCAGCUAGUAUUGAAAUGAGCUAUAUACAUUCAUUUAAUUCUAAUCUACUCGACGAGCCAUCGCACUGCAUAGAAUUCACGUAGCGUCUCACUUCAGUUUUCCAGUUUUCGUAGAAGUGGAACAAAAGAAAACAAAAAAAGACCCCAAUACUUGUAAAUUGAUUGGUCAAAGAAAUUGCCACGUUGAAAUGAGAGUUUGUACUUUUUUUAUAACCAAUUGUAGGCCAGUUCCCACUGUUACAACAUUGUUUCACUUGACUGGGUUUUGUGCUGGCCAGUAAAAGUUUUUCCGUAUUGAGUUGAGUCAGAAAGACGCCUCUUCAGUACGGUUUCUCAUUGUAAUCGUAGCUAGUACAUGUGUCACCGUCCACAUUACAGUAGCAAGCGUUGCAUGAGUUAAGUAUGCAAAUAUUAUGCAAAUUAGUGUUCUCACAGAACGGCACAUUUGGGAUGGUAAGUGGACCUGGAAUGCACCCAACGUAAAUGCUUGUCUCCUGCAUGUUCAACAUCGCUGCAAGUCUUUGAUAUUUGUGUUUUUAGUAGUUACUUUCUUCGCAUGUAAGGAUCCCGUUCUUAAGACUUAAAUAACACUUUGUGGAUGUGCUGUGAAUCCAAGUUACGGUAACCAGUGCGUGGUCAGCUUUCAUUUUCUUACAUUCUCGGUGAUUGCUUGGUCAUCAUUGCUUAUAUCAGGAUUUGGGCAGACGAAUUCAAGCUUACACAACGCGGUAGUGGUCCAUUCGCACGCAGUAUAGUACAGCCCUUCGUGUUCUUAUAAGGCAAACAAUAUUAGCUAUUCAUCGUUAAAUUUGUCAGAACAGGUAAAGUGCCGUCAUUCAUUAAUUAAAAGUUGCACGUGUACGCCUCUUUUAGUGAUUAUCUAUGCAGUUGAAUUUAAUAUGAGGAUUGGCCGUAGCAACAGGGUGCUGUUGUUAGCAAUUCUUUUAUUGAAUACCACGCCCCCUGGAAUUCAGUGACUGUUUUAUGUAUGUAAUGCCAAGUCGGAGACGGUUCUUUAAAAAAAAAUGAAAUUAUACAUGUAUCUAGAUGAUUGAAUACUAAUAACAUAAUGCUUGAUUAAAUUUCAGGUUUUCCUUUUUUAAUAUUCAGUUUAAAUUCACAACCGGUUCCAAUUCCGUGUCACUGCUGAUCCAAGAUUCUGCUCAGCCGUGGUCUGCAGGUUACUUGCCAGAUGCGGUUUGUUUUGACGGACAACCGGUCUGAUUAUGCCGUGUCUUUGCUUAGCAGUGCAUGAAAAAUUGGACCAAACAAGUUGUAAUUAUCGGUAUUUUGUUCAUUCCAGUGGCAAGAGUUUACUCGUUUUUCUGUUGAGAUUCAACUUUCUGUUUAAUGAUGAGUAGCAAGUAGUUUAUUUUUAUCUCGUAGUUUACCUGCACCAUUGGACCUAACUAGGCAGAGCGGGUCGUUUUCCUUGUAUUCGAUGUGACUUAGAACUGUCAACCAACCCGGUUAAUGUGAAUCAAAGGGCCGGCUCUUUCCGAAACGGUUGUUUUGUGUCAACGGCUCCAAGUUUUUACCCAUCGAAACACCACGGUAAAAUGCACAGCCGUAGAGAAAAACGACCUAAUUUGAAAAAAAACUGGCCCAUAUCAAAAUUUGUUAAAGCUGUUUGGGACAUUGUUGCAUCUUCUUGUAGUUCUCGUGUUGAACAUUGAUUUGCAAGUUUCAGGAUUUCCCCCAUUGCUGUGGUCAAGUCCAUUUGACCUGAUCUCAUUUUAACUCAGAGAGUCCCACCCCACAUACAAGUUUGGAUCACAUUGUGCAGUCAGUUCAAUGGUUCUUUUUUGUCGUAGAACUUGUGUUUUCGAAAGGAAAAUCCCCUCUGAGGCAGUGCACUCUCCUUUUGUGUGAAUAGAAAUUUAGGAGGUUCCAUUUGCUCUGAGCAGGGAUGUAAGGAUGAAGGCAGCAGCCUUGUUAAGACAAUAAAUCGUCCUUGUGAGUUUAACAAUAGAAA
Molecule: messenger RNA, 7892 nt
Organism: Acanthaster planci (crown-of-thorns starfish)
Lineage: Eukaryota; Metazoa; Echinodermata; Asteroidea; Valvatida; Acanthasteridae
Product: sodium/potassium-transporting ATPase subunit alpha-like
Biological process (GO): potassium ion import across plasma membrane; intracellular sodium ion homeostasis; sodium ion export across plasma membrane
Cellular component (GO): plasma membrane
Molecular function (GO): ATP binding; ATP hydrolysis activity; P-type sodium:potassium-exchanging transporter activity
Source: RefSeq, a predicted model, not a curated record